CAGUUCCGUUAUGUCUGCUGUCGGAGUAGGUGAUGCGUCGUCAGCGAUUUUCUGUUAGUUAUUUACAAAAUAGUUUGGCUUUGACGGUUUAAAAGGCUAUUUUAUGUAAGAAGUGAUGACUAGAGUUGUGAAUAUAUGUGUUAGUUGCAACGAAAGUGCUGUGGGAUAAUUGUUUUGGUGUAGUGUUAUCUCAAGUUUUGAUAGGAUUCUACGCUGACAUAUGUGCUGAAAGCCUCUCUUCCACUUUCAAACAGCUAUGUCUAGUUCGACGACGGUAAUGGCAAGUCCUGCCGCCGUGUUUGCCCCGAGCAAUGCCACCCCUACCGCUCCUGCCCCAUCCACUGCCCCCUGGAGCUCUAUGCCGCCCCAUGCCGAGCCCAUCUUCCUGCAGACCAAGCUGGCCCAGGGCAUCGCUGGGGCCUUUGUCUGGGUAGCAUUGUUCCUCACUUGCCAACAGAUCUACAGACACCUGCGGUGGUACACCAACCCGUCAGAGCAGAGAUGGAUCAUCAGGAUACUGUUCAUCGUGCCCAUAUAUGGUCUCCACUCUUGGGUCAGCCUGCUGUUCUUCAACAGCGAGAACUACUACGUUUACUUCUUCACCAUCAGAGAUUGCUACGAGGCGUUUGUGAUAUACAACUUCCUCAGCCUGUGCUACGAGUACCUUGGUGGCGAAGGUAACAUCAUGAGCGAAAUACGUGGAAAGCCUAUCAGGUCUAACUGCGUGUAUGGGACAUGCUGUUUGGUUGGCAAGACUUACACCAUCGGGUUCCUGCGGUUCUGCAAACAGGCCACCCUGCAGUUCUGCCUGGUCAAGCCUGUCAUGGCCUUCGUCAUCAUUGUGCUACAGUCCUUCGGUCAUUACCAUGACGGUGAUUGGAGCUUGGACGGUGGCUACCUGUACGUCACGAUCAUUUACAACUUCUCAGUGAGCUUGGCGCUGUACGGACUCUACCUCUUCUACUUUGCUACUAAGGACCUCCUGACACCGUUCGAGCCUGUCCUCAAGUUCUGUACCAUCAAGUCCGUCAUCUUCCUCUCCUUUUGGCAAGGUGUGCUGCUGGCUGUACUGGAAAAGGCUGAAAUCAUCGAGCCUGUGGUGGACAGCUAUGGUACCCGUACCAGCGCCGGUACCGUCUCCGCAGGCUACCAGAACUUCCUCAUCUGCAUCGAGAUGCUGUUCGCUGCACUGGCCCUCCGUGCCGCAUUCCCGUAUCGCGUGUACGCUGCAGGGUGCAUCACGGACGCCUCUGGUCGCAGCGUUACGAUGCAGAGCAUCUCCUCUAGCCUCAAGGAAACAAUGAAUCCUAAAGACAUAAUGACGGACGCCAUCCACAACUUCCACCCACAGUACCAGCAGUAUACACAGUAUAGCUCUGUUACAGGAGGCAGUCACUCUCAGCGAGGUGUGAGGGUGGGCAGCUAUGACCCUGAUGAUCCUCCCGCCCCACCAGCCCGCCCUCCUGCCCUGCCCCACCAGCGGGUAGCCACCAUCAGUACCAACUACAAUGAGAAAACCAUGCUGCUCAGUUCUGACGAUGAGUUUCAAUAGUUCGCUGCUUGUCUCUGGCACCAGGCAUCAUUGUCAUACGCUACUCUCUCAUUAAGUCAAAUUUUUGAUACUAUUAAACAUUUGUUUUGAUUCCAAAGUUUUGCGGCUUAACCACUUCUAGCAGGCAAUUUGGAGUCUUAGGAAGAGUUUAGUUUGAGCACCACUGAUAUCACAUGGCUAAAAUAAAAUAAUAACAAUUAGGAUGGUCCUUACGGCUCAGUCAGAAGAGUAGGUACGUUUUGUAAUAUUAAUAAAAAAACUGAAAUAUUAAUAAUUUAUUCAAAUGAAAUUUACAUGUACUCAGUAUCUCAUAAACCUUUUGAGAUACAAAAAAUAUAUAUUAUUAAAGAAGUGUUAUAAGCAUUCCUGGCACUUUUUGUUUUUUCUCUAGGCUCAUAAAUAACGGAGUUGUGAAUCUUUUCAAAGUCUAAACCGCCACCAUAUUGAAUCAAAAUGGCGUACCAAGCUAGUCAACGAACUUAUAACAUAAGGUCCAUUAUAUAGCAUCAAUAUAUAUAUAUACAUUUAGAACGGCGAGGGGGGAUGUUUUUGGAGUCAUGUUCAGUGAAAUUAUGCAGACAUUUUCGUUAAAUGCUACCGUGAGAAUAACUACUGCAAAUAGGCUGAUCUACCUAAUAAUCUCAAAAGUACAGAAGAGUCAUUUGAAACUUAACUUGUACAAGUUUAAAAAUGCAAUCCUGCCUUGUUUGAUACUGAAUAUAAUAUCCGACUCUUUCAAAUGAUUAAAUUAUAAUUAAUUUAAAAAAUUGUGGUAAUAGGUUUUAAUAAUUCCAUUUUUACUAAUGAAAAUGAACUGAUAGAACAGAAUGUUGAAGAACCUAACAGAACAUAACGAAAGUCUUGCCAAGCUAUCCCACAAAGUAACUGUAUCACAUCUGUUACUGUCACCAUAACAUGUAAUGUGGCUGUACACGGUCUGAUUAUAAACUUGUUUGUUAUUUGUUUUGCUAUUGACAGCAUGAUUGACCAAAGACUAAUGAGAAGUGUUAGAGUAAUAUUUUUACCUUUUUAUUAAGCCUUUUGAACCCAAAAGUAAACAGAGUUCUUCCUUAGAUGAAUGCGAUCAUAUGUAGCCUACCAAGUUUGAAGUCUCUACGACCUUUCUAUGAAGGACCAUCUAUCACCUAUCACACAGAUGGAUAGACAAAGACAUGAUUUUAAGAAUGCCCUUAGGAGUUUUAUUGUUUUGGCUGGAUUAUUUUGGCAGGAUUUUCUUUCAUGUUUUGUACAAGCGGUCUAAUUGAAGUCAGUCGUGGUGAUGCUAUAUAUUUUGGGUGUGUGUGCUGUCACACAUUCUCUGACUUGAGGCCUUUUUUUACUUAUGACAAGAAGCUGAUGAAAACAUUCAUUGCGCUUAGUCCUGAAAGGACUCUGCGCUUGUUUUCAGAAUAGGAUUUUCAGGAUGGGUAAAGUUGGUUUCAACUUCUCAAGAUUUAUAGUACUAUGGAUUGUAGUAAAGUUUCAUUUUAUAACGUAUCCGUAUCAAUAUGAAAUUGAUAAAUGGCAAUAACAAAUUUCGAUUCCGAUUUUAUUAGUAUUAUCACGGUGCAGUAAUUGAAGGACAAUGUAAGAAAAUUUAUUUGAGUAAGCAGGGGAGAAAACAUGUACUCAUGCGCAACAAUUAUGCACAAUAUCUCAUUUACUUGUACUUUUUAUGCUUUAUAGUUCCAAGAAUUCUAUUAUUGGGGGAUUCUAUGUGGUUUUCUAGUAAAACAAAAAUAACUAAACAGUGUAACCAAAGUAAUUAAUAUUCUAUUUUAUGUUAGAUGUACAGAAAAUUAAACUUAAAAAUACGAACACAUUGAAAUAGGACAAAUUUAUGCAUAUUGUUUAAAAUAUUUAAUCUGUAGCUUGGUUUGAACACUUUCCGCUACUGCCAUGUUGCCUGGUGCCAUAUUUAGGUGUCUAACUAUAAUAAUUAUCAACAGCUGAUCGUUGUAUACUAUUGCAAAGGUUUAUUUUUAAUACUGCUUCAAGAUUAAGUUAAUAUAUUAACAUUAUUUCGUUAAACAUAAGGAGGCAUCAGUGAAACAGUUGAGCUGACCUAUUGAUAUUAUUAACAAUUUUCAUGCAAUUCAUGUUUUACAUCAAUCAUUUUUAUAACCGUUCUUGUAAAUUGAAAAUUAGUUUUGAUUUUUUUAUGGGGAUUUUACUAAACUGGAACGCUACCAAGUUAUUUACUCAUUAAUAAUAAAAAAUUAAUUUUAUUAUAACAAUAAGAAUAAUGGUUGUUUUUCAAUAUUUUAAUAAGUACUUAUUUAAGCAUACUAUUAAAUUACAUACAUAUAUUAAAUUGUCAAGUUCGAUAAAUGCAACAGAAAUACUUUUAAACCCUUUUAGUUUGGGGAUAAACUAAUAAAUGCCACUUACUUACAUCACUGUACAAAGUAGUUAUCACUUUUCUCAAAUAAAUAGUUAAUUUAUACGUUAAAAAUACCUAUGUAAAAAUUUGUUACAUUACUUAUUAAUACUAACUAUGUGUAUACUUAAAAACUAAUAUUGAUUAGUUAUAAUUGAUUAAAGUGCUUCUCAGGAGAGAUGUUAAUGAGAAUGAAGCUUUACAAAGACUUAAUGAAGUACUCUGAUUGUAUGUUAUCUUUGUAUAUUUAUUUAUUUGUGUUAUAAAAUUACAUAAUAUAUUUGUAAGAUCUGCCAAAGAUAUAGAUUAAUUAUUAAUCUAGUGUACUUAUCUCUUAUUUUGUAUGUAGUGGUUUCUGUGGCCAUCGAAUAUAUACAUUUUUUAUUACAGUAAUAUUUAAUUCACAUCCGUGUUAAAAUUCUUUUCUUUUAAGAUUUCAUUUUUAUUUUGUAUACUUGUACAACUGAACCAUGAAAAGUUUGAACAAUGUCCCAACUUAGAUUUAGAAAUUGUAAUAUUUAAGAAAAUAAAGGUGAGCAGUUUAUCAUUAUCGCUAUGUAAAUAAAUUAUUUUAAGUUUAAUUUCAAAGUGGACAUGUUUAUUGAAAUAAUAAUCAAUAACAAUGUAUUUAAUUUUUUACAAUAGAAGUGCUGUACAUUUUUACUAGUUUUAAAUUGUGAAUCAGCCUUUUAUUUAUUUGAAACUGUGAACAUUCCUUGUCACAUUCAAAAAAAGCUUAUUCCUGAACUGAUUUGUGGUUAAUGUUAAGUAACUGACUAGGGAAUUCACUCAAUCAUUUUUCUUUAAUAUUAGGCUGUGAUAUAUUCAAUGACUGAUACAAAUUAAGACACAUUCCAAAGUAAAUUUUUAAUUUAACACUAAUCUGAUUGCCCAUUCAUCACUAGGUUUCGCGAUUAUGUAAAAGUACUUAAUAUUUAUUCGUAAACAUCAGCUUAAUUCGAGAUAAAUUUAAAAUUAGAACUGAUGCUAAAGAAACCACUACCACAUGGAGAAUUAUUUUACUAGCAAAUGACAAACGUUUGGAUGUUUGUCAUUUUGCGUUUUUACAAUCACUUGUGUUUGUUGUUUUCUUGGUUCUGUGAUAUUUUAUAUUUAUACUUGUGUUGUUUUUUACAUCUAGCCACUACUCCACAUUGUAGGUAAAUGGUUAUGCCCUGUAAAUGUCUCAGAUGAUUGUGUUUCGAGCUGAUACGGCUGUUUGAGCUAACUAAUUGAUGUUUUCUCUCGGUUCCACUUUCAUCCACGACAGCUUUCAGCUCAGCACUAGAUAUUUUGAAUAAUAAAAUAUGUAUUAAUUUUG
This is a messenger RNA of Homalodisca vitripennis (glassy-winged sharpshooter), 5253 nucleotides long. It is a transcript of the gene Tmep, whose product is annotated as transmembrane protein 184B. The transcript has 9 exons. The record is from RefSeq and is a predicted model, not a curated record. NCBI's taxonomy places the organism in Eukaryota, Metazoa, Arthropoda, Insecta, Hemiptera, Cicadellidae. The coding region runs from base 257 to 1552 and encodes 431 amino acids. Gene Ontology annotation, biological process: transport. Gene Ontology annotation, molecular function: transporter activity.